AUGACAUCCUCCUCCAUCACAUCAUUCUUUCAUCAAAAGCCAAAUCAAUUGACGAGAAGCUCAACGUUCACUGGCAACAAGUACGAUGCCAAUUCAAUUCAACGUUCAUCCACAUUAUCCAAGGUCAAAAGAUUCGGCUCUAUGCUUGUUCGCACCAAGCAGCAGAGACCAAUGAUCGAUACAACAUCUCCUUCCGUCAGACCAUCGCCAUCUUCUGCUUCACUUAUGUCCUCUGCUACAGCCAACAAUGAAGACUCUGAAGAAGAGGAACAUGUCAUGACACCCAGUUCAUCGACAACACAAUUUAGCAAAGAUGUCAUGAUUACAGUCGUAACAACCAACACUGUCAAUUAUCAAAUGGAUCUGGACAUGAUGUCUGUAACACCAAAAGAUCAAUCCAAUCAACUACCAAUCAUGGUUGAAACAUUGGAGCCGCCGUCAUCGGAGGAACAAGUAACUUCAUUAACAAAGGUCCAGACAACACCCAGCAGUUCGGAUGUAUUCAUGGUCAGGGAGCAAUUAAGAACCAUGUUUGAGCAAAUAGAUGCCGAGAUUGACCAAGAAUUAGAGUCAAAUCAUCUCCUCAUGUUGGCAUCCAUCAAAUCCACACCUCGUACCAUGUAUUAG
Molecule: messenger RNA, 627 nt
Organism: Mucor velutinosus
Lineage: Eukaryota; Fungi; Mucoromycota; Mucoromycetes; Mucorales; Mucoraceae
Gene: PGI1
Product: glucose-6-phosphate isomerase
Exons: 1
Coding region: 1-627 (208 amino acids)
Source: RefSeq, a predicted model, not a curated record